Molecule: messenger RNA, 921 nt
Organism: Musa acuminata subsp. malaccensis (wild Malaysian banana)
Lineage: Eukaryota; Viridiplantae; Streptophyta; Magnoliopsida; Zingiberales; Musaceae
Source: RefSeq, a predicted model, not a curated record
AUGGUGGUUCGAGUGCUGAACUCAAGCCUUGUGGCCCCGGAGGAGACCCCAAGGCUAUCCAUCUGGCUCUCAACCUUGGAUCUGUUUCAGAUUCGGUCUCACGUUCCCGCCGUCUACUUCUACCGGCCGCCCAUCCAAGGAGACGGCUCCGGUUUCUUCUCCCCGGAGGUGCUUAAAGCUGGCCUGCGCAAAGCGCUGGUGCCGUUGUAUCUCUUCGCCUGCCGGAUCGGAACCGACGAUACUGGCCGGACGGAGAUCGAGUGCAAUGGGAAGGGCGUGCUGUUUGUGGAGGCCAAGGCGGAGGAGCUCACCAUCGACAAGUUCGGCGAUUUCGCACCCUCGCCGGAGUGCAGGCGAAUGCUAAUACCCACUGUAGAUCCUGGUGAAGGGGACGAUGCCAUCCCUCUCCUGCUGCUUCAGGUGACAUAUUUGAAGUGUGGACGGGUGUGCCUGGGGGUCGGCGCGCACCACCUGGUCUCCGACGGCGUCGCCUCCCUUCUCUUCAUCAAUGCAUGGUCCGACAUCACCAGGGGCAUCGAACCCGCGGUGCCGCCCUUCCUCGACCAGUCCCUCCUCCUGCCUCGUUCCCCGCCUUCCGUCCGCUUCCCCCAAAUCGAGUUCAAGCGCUAUGCUGCCGGCAUCCACACCUACGCCGACAUGCCUGCCAUCUCAACCGCCAUUCUCGAGCUCACAGCCGACCAGAUCGCAGCGCUUAAGCGCUCGUGCGCCGCGACGAUGCCCUCGCCCCGGCGCGUCACCACCUACGAGGCGGUGGCCGCGCACGUCUGGCGCCAAGCAUGCAUGGCCCGCCGUCUGGACGCCCACAGCGAGACCAGGGUCUACAUCACGACCGACGCCCGUCGUUGCCAGAGGGCUACAUCGGUAACGUGAUAUUCCCGACCGUGGCGAUCGCGGCGGUCG